UUUUUCUUAUUUAUUUAUUCGUCAGCCUUAGGGUAUUUUUCUUGGAUACGUGAAUAACAAUUCAAUGCCUCAAAAACAGUCAUUAAAUGGCAAGAUCUUUUACUUGAAACCGAUGGAUAAUAGUGGCGGUGGAAUUUGAACAAUCUUUUUAUCGUUGUGCUGUAAUCGAAGUGUCCUCGAAGAAGAAGAAAGGGAAGAAAUCGUAUUUUUGAGCUUCUUGUUGGUGGUUCGUCUCAAGCAGAUAUGUCCCUUCUCAAGGUUGUGGUCUCGUCAACACGGAAUUCAACAGACACAUUUGCUGCACUUGAGAGAGAUUUAGAAGAACGUUCGCCUUCAUCUUCUACCCAUAAUGUUGACCAAGAAUUACCUGACCAUAACCAAUUGGCCAAUGAACCCUCCCAGGAGGAAAACCCAAACUCCCCAUUGCUAUCAGCAGCUAGCACACUGUCCAAAAAAGGAUCAAUCACAUCACAAGACAUUUGCAGGAUUUGUCAUUGUGAAGCUGAAUUUGAGGCUCCCUUAGUAGCUCCUUGCAGUUGUGCCGGUUCACUAAAAUUUGUACAUCAAGGAUGUUUGCAGCGAUGGGUACAGAGCUCUGACAUGAAGAACUGCGAGCUGUGCAAGUACCCAUUCAUCAUGCAGACAAAGAUCAAGCCAUUCAAAGAAUGGGAAAAGCUGGACAUGUCUUCGAUGGAACGUCGCAAACUGGCUUGCUCCGUGACAUUUCACGCCGUUGCAUUUACAUGCGUUAUAUGGUCACUUUACGUGCUCAUUGAUCGAUCGGCAGAAGAAUAUACUUCGGGCCAAUUGCAGUGGCCUUUUUGGACAAAACUGGUGGUCGUGGCGAUUGGUUUUACCGGUGGUGUGGUAUUCAUGUACGUACAGUGUACCAUGUACUUGACGCUGUGUCGACGAUGGCGGGCCUAUAAUCGAGUGAUUUUAGUUCAAAAUGCUCCCAAUAAAACCGGCAAUGCGUCAACGAUUGUAACACUACCAAGCGAUGCAGUCAACAUCAAGCAAAACGGUGCUAAAAGAAAAGGAGAGAAAAAAGCUUCCGUGCCUGUUCAGCCAGUCGUGACGAUCGCUUCAGCUUUUACCGGGGGCAAUCUGCGCUCGAAAGUAGGUGCAGGUAGUAGUGGUACCACGGUCAUCGACCCCGCCGGCUUCGACACUAGCCAUGACCACCAGUUGGUGGAGAGCAUCGUCGUCAACGAGUCGGUUCACGCCGAGGAGAUGGCCGCCCUGCUCGAUCUAAAAAACCAGCCGUCCACGUCAAAACAAGCGUCGCCCGAUAACACUGCAAUUCCAUCCAUUCAGAAUCUAUUUAGUCUAGUCUUCUGGUAUUCGACUAGCCGAGUACUCAAAGAAAAUGUGGGAUAAUUUCUAUAACACAAAAAAUUAUCUUGAAAAAAAAAAUAUAAUUAAAGCUAAAAAAAAAAAAAAUUAUUAAUCGAGAAUAUUAACAUAUUGGGCAAUUUGUCCGAAAAAAAAUGUAUGUCGUCAGAACAGUGUGUUGGUUACGCAUUAGGCCGUCUCUAUUUUCAUGUUCACGAGAAUGACGAAAAUAAAAAAUCAGUUAAAAAAAAAAAAACAGAAAAUUAUUUCACUCUUGCAGCAGUCUGUGGAUCUGUGAUAGACAGCUUAUUAUUAAUAUUAUUAUCCCCCUUUACGAUUUUCAGCGAAAGAGUUGCAACAAUUCGGUCCCCUUUUGUUUUUCUUCUGCCCCUCUUGGUUUUCGUCAUAACGGAUUUUGCGUUUUCCAUAAUGGCUGUGUCAUCAUUUGUCUGUAAUAAAAUUCGGUCCUGGUUGGUUGAUUUAGUUUUCACUUUUGAUCCUGUGUCCCUUGUUGUUCCCUCUUUGUUUCGCCCUCUUUUUUUUUUUUUCUUGGUUUCUGGUUGUUUUUGUUUGUUUACUUUGCUCGUUUUGUUCUGCCAUGUUUUGUUUCGAUGUUUUCAAACUGGAAAAGUUUCGCCCACCUGAAAUACAAUUGGUGCGUUGGCCCUCGCUGGAAUGUA
This is a messenger RNA of Daphnia magna, 2015 nucleotides long. Its product is annotated as E3 ubiquitin-protein ligase MARCHF8. NCBI's taxonomy places the organism in Eukaryota, Metazoa, Arthropoda, Branchiopoda, Diplostraca, Daphniidae. Gene Ontology annotation, biological process: antigen processing and presentation of peptide antigen via MHC class II; protein polyubiquitination; immune response. Gene Ontology annotation, cellular component: cytoplasm; early endosome membrane; late endosome membrane. The transcript has 6 exons. The record is from RefSeq and is a predicted model, not a curated record. The coding region runs from base 244 to 1380 and encodes 378 amino acids. Gene Ontology annotation, molecular function: MHC protein binding; ubiquitin protein ligase activity; zinc ion binding.